Mesocestoides corti is the source of this 1611-nucleotide messenger RNA. Lineage: Eukaryota; Metazoa; Platyhelminthes; Cestoda; Cyclophyllidea; Mesocestoididae. The record is from the annotation of a GenBank genome assembly.
AUGCGUGGCAUUCUGUUAGCUUGUCGUAACACCUCCAUCGGAUAUCUGAAGUUGACGAAAUUGGUUUCACCACAAAACGCAACAUUCCCCAUCACGUAUGCCGCUGCAAUGAGGAUCCCCUACAAGCGUGUUUAUCUAGCGGUCGGCAGUGGUAACCAAUCGAAUAUUGGGUACCACGAGGCAGCUGCGGCCCCGCGUCUCGUGUGCGUUCUCGACGGCUCAGCCUCAUUCGACCGUCACAUGGAGCUUGCUGUCAAGUCGAUUUACUCUGAGCAGCCGAAUGGUUACAUGGAAUGCGCGCCCUUUGUUAGAUUGCGGAGACUUGGCAAGUUCUCCGAUGUGAGAAUAGAGACCAAAGACCGGCAGGUGGUGGCGGCACAUCGAGUUGUGCUGGUGUCGCGAUUUCCGCAUUUGGAGCAGGCAGUGACGAACUGCGUGGGAGGCAGUUUGAAGUGGCGACGAUAUGACCGAGACAUAGUGGAGGCAGUGGUGGUGUUCGCGUACACCGGCAGCAUCGAAAUCUCCAUGGACAACGCUGUGCGGCUUUUCCUGCUGGCGAGUAACCUGGGUUCUUUGACAAUCACCUCCUGGUGCGCUGAAUUCCUUCGACCCAGAGUUUCCAGAGAGAACGUCGAGCAAAUUUGGUGGGUAGCGAAUGCAACCAAGAGCACGCACAUGAUGGACAUUUGUGUGCCAGUUAUCGCUGCCCACUUCGACACCAUCACCACACAGGUGACGUUUCAUUCUACCACAGAACUAGACAGUCUGUUGUCUAUGCUGCGCGAUGAUCGGUUAGUUGGUGUGGCGGGGGCCGCGAAGUUGAGAACGAUUGUAAAUUGGUUCGAAGGUAAAAGUACUUCAAACAGGGAUAAUGUGACGGCGUUCGUGGACGACGAUGAUUCUCGUGUUGCCACCUUCAAGGACCUCCUUGGAGCUGUUAAUAUUAGCGAGAUCACCUCGGACGACUUCGUCGAGUUCUGCAUGUCAGACUGCUGGAUUAACCUCCAGAGACAAUUCAGAGAUCUAAUCAGUAAUGCCUGGAAGGAAGCGAGAAGGAGAGGACUUGUUCAGGACUACCUAAUCGCUUACACGUACUCUCAUAGUAAAGUAACACUCACCACAUCAAAUUGGAAGGAAAUUGAGAAAAAAAUCAUUGCUAGGAGUGCUGGCGGAGAACUUCCGACGGCGGACGUGAAUUUUCGAUGCACUGUGCCAUCACGUUCCGACUGCGCAGUUGUCGUGUUGAAUGACAGCAUUUACCUGAUCGGUGGCAGGAAUGAGAGAGCAGGAGCGUCGAGGCUGGUUGACCGCGUGGACCCCUUCGACGGUCGCGUCUCCAGUGCACCGCCGAUGGUGCAAGCACGUUAUUGGUUUUCGGCUGCUGCUACUCCUGCUUUCAACUGUCAACAGCUCCUCGUAUUUGGAGGAUAUAAUGGUACAACUCAAAUGUCGUCUUGCGAGAAAUUCGACCCUGCAGGCUCGGGUACUCUACAGUGGCGUCGGAUCAGGGCGCAGACAUAUUGGAUACGGGCCUCAGCCAAUCCCGUGUCUCUAUGCGUUCCAAUGGCAUGCGAGGAAGAUAAGCUGCCAACCAGAGAAGGAUACGAAUGA